AAUCCCUCUUUUCUUCUCUCUUUUGAAUUUUAUACUUUUCCAUACCUUUUUCCCUCCUCCCUUCGCCGCAGCUUCCAAAAUUUUGCCGAAGCCUAUAAAUAUAAACCCCCAUCUCCUGAAUUGACCAAAAACAAUCCAAACUCAGAGAGAAAUCCACAAAUUAAAAUUCCUUUUCUUGAGUAUUUUUUUUUCUAUUGCAAUCUGUGAUUGAAAUGGAGAUCAAUAAGAGUGGUGCACAGUACGAUCGUGUAUUGAGUUACUUCGACGAAGAUGGAGACGGGAAGAUAUCGCCGUCGGAGCUGAGGAAUCGGCUGGGAUUGAUAGGUGGAGAGCUGCUGCAGGCGGAGGCGGAGGCGGCGGUGGAAUCGCUGGACUCGGACGGGGAUGGGUUGCUGUGUGCGGGGGAUAUCGAACGGUUACUGGAGGUUGGGGAGGAAGAGAAGUUGAAGGAUUUGAAGGAGGCGUUUGCUUUGUACGAUAGUGAAGGUUGCGGGUUCAUAACUCCGAAGAAUUUGAAGAAAAUGCUAAGGAAAUUAGGGGAAAGGAAAUCGACGGAGGAGUGUAAAAUGAUGAUUCGUCGCUUCGAUUUGAACGGUGACGGUUUGAUUAGCUUUGAGGAGUUUCAGAUCAUGAUGGCUUAGCCAACUCUGUACAUAUAUAUCUUAAAUUUUUCAUUUAAUUAAUUCAUUCAUUUUUGAUUCUUUUUUUUUUUUUUAAAUUGAUUUUAUUAGUUGUUGAAUUGGGGCAUUUCCCAUUUGUAUAAAAAAGAUACACACAUUUCUAUAUCAAUACUUUUGAGAUUGUAUGGAUAAUAAAUAUUAUAUAUAAAUAUUUUCAUGGGAGAGUUAUAUGAAAUUCAUGAUGAUUUGUUGUGUAA
Cucumis melo (muskmelon) is the source of this 877-nucleotide messenger RNA. RefSeq names its product putative calcium-binding protein CML19. The transcript has a single exon. Gene Ontology annotation, molecular function: calcium ion binding. The coding region runs from base 213 to 641 and encodes 142 amino acids. Lineage: Eukaryota; Viridiplantae; Streptophyta; Magnoliopsida; Cucurbitales; Cucurbitaceae. The record is from RefSeq and is a predicted model, not a curated record.